AUGCAACGGUGGAUGAUUUCUGCAGUAGACAACGACCCAACUUCUACUCUUUCGUCAAAAUCGGGGGAAGGAGCUAAAAAGUUGUUUGCUGGUUUGAAGCUUGGUCGUCCGUCCGGAGCUGGUUUGAAGUUCGAGGCUGCAACAACUCCAUCAGUUCGACGAGGCAUAAAGUCUCAGAAAGGUCCAUGGAGAAUGGCAGUAGAGGAGGAGUUCUUCUUCCCUGGGGAAGGAAUGCUGCGAACAAGGAAAAGGCCAUUGGAAGUAUUACAGGAAGCCCCUAUCAACCGCCUUCACCACAAUGAAUAUCCUUGCCUGGAAUUGCAGAGGGCUAAUAGUAGUACUAUGGAGAGAUGGCAACAGUCAUCUUCUUUUCAAAAAUCUUUUGUAAUAGAUGUAGCAGGUUUUAGUGGUGGACUUGCCUUAUUUUGGGUAGAUAGUGUGCAACUUACUGUUCUUAUGCACAAUGUAAUAGUAGCCAAAGUCUGCGAGACUUCAGGAACUAGUUGGCUAGCUGUUUUUUUGUAUGGCAUAUCUGCUAGGCAAGGUCGUGCCAAAUUUUGGACACAGCUAAAUGCCAAUCUUAGAUCCUUUGCUUAUCCUAAGCUUUUACUAGGAGAUUUUAAUCAGGUCAUUUCCCAGGAAGACAAGAGUGGUGGUAGAAUAAUAAUGGAUCAAGAUACAAGGCCAAUACAACACUUCUUGGCACAGAAUGAUCUUGAAGAGCUCAAACACAUUGGAUGUUGGGCAGAAACUCAGCUAUUCCCUGGUUUAGGUAUCAAAGUGAGUAGGCAUGCCCCAAGGAUCACACAUCUAAUGUACGCGGAUGACAGUUUGUUUUUUCUAGAUUGCAAGGAGUCCUCGGUUCAAGCUCUGGCAGGUUUGAUUGAAACGUAUGCCUCCUUUUCGGGUCAAAGGAUUAAUUAUCAAAAGUCCUCAAUUCUUAUUAGUCCUAAUACCCCACUCAACAUCAAGGCAGAAGUUCAUUCUACGUUACAGAUUCCUAAGGGUCAUUUUCAUGGUAAAUAUCUAGGGUUAUCACUGGACUUCAAAGAGAAAAAUAAGGUAUACAGGGCCAAAUACUGCAAUUCAGAAUCUUUUCCUCAACUCCAGACCCCAAAUGGUGCAACCUGGGGCUAUAAAAGUGUUUUAUGGGGUGCUAGACUUCUCCACCAGAACACAAAGUGGAAGGUCAUCUCAGGGAAAGACAUUAGGAUUCAUGAUAAUUGGAUCCUAGGUCAUGAUAACCCUAUCCAACAGGAUUCAAUUUUGGCGACACACUCCAAUCUAUUGGAGCUCAAACAACAUAAUGCCAUGAUGGCUAGAGUGCAAGCCUCUGGUUCCCUACCACAACAUUCUUCCAACAUCAAUGUCCAAGGGAAUGACUAUGCAGAAAUCGUCUUUGAUGCUUCCUUUAAUAAUCAUUCCAGGAAGGCUGCUAGAGCCUUGAAACUAACUUCAUCUAUGGAAGCUAAGGCAAGAGAUGAUAUUGAAUUGGAAGGUGAAAAAGCUGUUUAUGAGAAGAGGGCUCGGGUGUUUAUAAUGUGGGCGUUAGGUGGUAUACUCUUCCCCAACUCAACUAGCAAUACAGUUUCUUUGUAUUAUUUGCCAGUGUUAAAGGAUCUGAAGGGUUGUGCUAAACUUAGUUGGGGCGGUGCAUGUCUAGCCCAUCUUUACAAUAAUCUUUGUAAGGCAUCAAAUAGGACAAGUUGGGAAAUGGGUAGCCUUCGUCUUUUACAGCUAUGGGCCUGGGAGCGUAUCCCUUCGAUUCAACCAAGGAGAAAUACUGAUGAAGACCUUUUCAAGGAUCAUUCGUUCGGUGCAAGUUUUGCGGUGAAUGCCCUAGCUGUUGUGCCAGCAGAGAUGCCUACGGUGUAUCCCAGCCAAGUGCUCCUUCAAACUACUCCUAAAAGAGCCCGACCAGUUGCUAAACAUCGCAGGGCUAAUGUUCCUAAGGCUGGAAUUGGAGGAAGAAGAAAAACACCACAAGAUCCCCUCGAUGUAAGCAUGUUUCAGACUCCCUCUCCCAUGGAACAAGCUGCCACGGAACAAGAUUCCAUGGAACAAGCUGAGAAUAUAGAUAUUGAGGUUGAGUCAUUGGAGGAGCUGAAUAAGUUCUUUGUUGAAUACGAGCUUGCGUCGGGGCAGAAAAUAAAUAGGCAGAAAAGUGUGUAUCUUGUUGAUGACAAGUUUAGUGCCUAUAGAAGUCAGAUUAUUCAAAGAACACCAGCUAUUGAGCCUCCGAAGGGAAUUAUUGCUGCAUUAGAACACCGUUGUCAAGAAUGUUUGUGGCAAGGAACAGACGAUCAUACUUCUAUGGCUCUUCUUCAGGAUCAUUAUGUUAGCUUCAUGGAUGGAGAGGACAUUUUUGCUUGGAAGCCAACCACCUCAGGGGAUUUUUCUAUCAAAUCGGCUUUUGAGUCGAUACAACAACGGAAACUGGAAUCUGAGAUCUCUCGGAAUUAUUGGCAUAAGAUGAUACCAAUUCGCAUUUCUUUCUUCAUGUGGAAGUUUUGCAAUUCUUUGCUGCCUUUCCCCAGACUGAUUGUGGUCAAUUCGUCUAUGCUGAAUCUUGCUAUCAAGGCCAAUGGAGAUAGUUUUAUGGCUGAAACUUAUGGGUUGCUCUUUGGUCUUAGAAAAUGUGUGUUUCGAGGACUUGAGCGGGUGGAAAUUCAAACUGAUAAUCAAGCUCUUGCUAUUAUUUUGGUUAAUGGAGGACCUUAUCCUUGGUGA
Messenger RNA from Oldenlandia corymbosa var. corymbosa, 2730 nucleotides. The record is from the annotation of a GenBank genome assembly. NCBI's taxonomy places the organism in Eukaryota, Viridiplantae, Streptophyta, Magnoliopsida, Gentianales, Rubiaceae.